AUGGCGUCCCACGCUCUCCUCUCAUCUCCUCUAUCCUCACCCUGUCUUCCCGCAUCUCUCAUUCCUCUCUGCUUCGCUGUUAAUCUCACCUCACCUACCCAUUCUCCCAUCUUAAUGGCCAUUAAUAGUUCUUCCAAAGCUAGGGCUUCCACUCAAGGGACCCAUCCUGUUAACCCCAUUCCUAUUUCAGGAGCUGGGUCCCCCCCCCCCACACCCGACUAUAAUGGCCUCUCCACUUCAAUGGAUCCCGCUCAAGAGAAAUUGCAAGCUUCCACUCCCAUUUCAGGAGGUGGGUCCCCACCCACACUCGAAUCUAAUGGCAUCUCCACUACAAAG
Molecule: messenger RNA, 336 nt
Organism: Ilex paraguariensis (yerba mate)
Lineage: Eukaryota; Viridiplantae; Streptophyta; Magnoliopsida; Aquifoliales; Aquifoliaceae
Source: the annotation of a GenBank genome assembly